GCAUGUUUGAAUAAUAGGAAGUUACAUAUGGAUUGGUUUCGUGUUCUAUUUCACCUUAUCUUUUUUCGCCUGUGCAGCUAAUUUAUAAAUUCAAAAUUCAGAAGAAGAAUAAAAAUAAUGACAGAAGUUUGACAAAAGCGACGAACAAUCAAAAAUCAAACAAUUUCAACCUAACGAACCGAUUCCAAAUCGACAUACAAUCGAACCGAAGAUGACGCAGUCCCAUUACUCCCUACGAUGGAACAACCACCAGACGCACAUCCUGGCAGCCUUCGAUGCGUUGUUACAGGCGGAAACCCUGGUGGACGUGACCUUAGUGUGUGCUGAAACAUCAGUACGGGCCCACAAGGUUGUCUUGAGCGCCUGUUCGCCAUUCUUCCAGCGAAUAUUUUCGGAGAAUCCUUGCAAGCAUCCGGUGAUUGUGUUGAAGGAUUUCAACGGCUGGGAGGUGCAGGCGAUCGUGGACUUCAUGUACAAGGGAGAGAUUAGCGUGAUACAAGAACAAUUGCAGAGCCUGAUCAAAGCGGCUGAAAGUCUACAGGUCAGAGGUCUCGCCAACCAGGACCCGUUCGGUGUGGACAAGGAGAGUUCUAUUAUUAAUCAAACUCCUACACCAUCAGCUUCACCGAACGAUUACGACAGGAAUUACUUUCAAAGUGGACGUUUACCAACACCUGGAGUCACGGUUAGAACAUCGGGUGGCGAUCGCACGUCCCCGUUCUCCCCGGUACCAUCCAAUAACAGUUACGAACCACCUGUCAAGCUACCGCACAUGUCGAGGCUCAGUUUUCCUGAAAAUCUGAUCCCCAGGCAAGAGUGCCAAUCGCCGAUCCCGCGCAGGAAGCAGGCCCGACCACGCAGAAGAUCGGGCGAACUGUGCGGUGCCCAAGACUUGUCGGUGUCCCUUCAGAAGGACGCGCAGACGGAGGAGACCGCAGAGAAUUUGUGCAUCAAGAAGCAAACCAAGGAGGAAGUCGAUCACAAGAUCAAGGAAGAGGCCAAGUCCAGAACGCCGGAACCGUCCCAAUCGCCGGACAUGGACUUCACCACACAGAGCAGCAAGGAGUACCAGUCGUCGCCGGUUUCCACGCAGCCCAGCCUGGGCCUUAAGCAGGAGAUCGACAGCCAUUCGCCGUUGCCGUUUCCGCCCAUGCCCUCCGUUUCCGCGCUGACCAUGACGCCUCCGCACAGCAAAUUCUUCGGUCUGGAUUCGCAUUUGGGAUUGUUCCCUCCAGGUUUGGAUAGCUGCAGGAAUCCGUUAUUCGACAUGACUGACCCGAGAACAACUCCCGAUCCACAACUCUACGCCAAAAAGAAAAUGGGAAGACCAAAGGGACAGCACAGCGCACCCAGAGGCGGCCCGCCCCGAUCCUGGACGAACGCCGAGUUGACCGAAGCACUCCAACACGUCUGGAACAAGAAAAUGACCACUAGCCAAGCGUCCAGAAUAUUCGGCAUCCCGUACAACUCGUUGCUGAUGUACGUGCGCGGCAAAUACGGCAAGAGCUUGAAGCUGGAGCAGCUGAGAAAAGACUGCAUCGGAGGUCCGAAUCCGACGUCGAUGGAUCUGUUGGGGAUGAGCGGUGGCAACAAUAACAACAACACCUCAUGCAAAACGGAGAGGGAAGAAAUCCAACAGAACACAAGGCCUUCGAGCACCGAACAAGAGCAACAGCACCAACCAUCCAUGUUCAACCCGUUCGCGCACAACUUCUACCCUGAUUUUGGAACGGGAUUUCCCAUACCAGUCAGUAUGAUACACCUGCUGCCACAAAGCGAGAAGACAAGAGAGCACUUCGGCCAACAGCAGCAAUCGGAGGAAGAUUGUAAGAAGGAUAUGGAUGAGCCGGAGGAUAUGUUCAGACCUCCGACGUUGGUUGAUGACAGGCGAGAACUGGUCCAACAAAACGGUCAGGACUGAAUGCAUGAUGUCCGAACAGUAAAAUUAAAUUAAGCGUUUGUAAAAAGUUUUUUAGGUGAAUUUGUGCGAGUUUGAACGGUGGUUCCGCGCAGGAUGUGGGACAUACCUUAACGAAUCUUUCAUGUCCGAUGUGUCGAACCUUUUAUAAAACGUUUAAUAAUUGUAACUAAUCUGAACAGUACAUAUAUGUUAGUAUGUGGCUAAUACUUAAGUACGUUUUGAAAUCUUUUCGACACAAAUGAACAAUAUGUGUUUUCGUAAGGUGUUUCCCAGUCCGGUGUACAAAAAAAUAGGGGCAAUAUUAGUUCUAGAAAAAAAAAUAGAAAAUGUGUAUAAAAGAUGAAAAUGAAGCUGGUCCCGCCGACCGAGUUCUGUUGAUUUUUGUCAGAUUUUGUUCGAGAGAGUCCCGCUUCUGAACGUGGGGCGUUUGUUGUUUAAAUGUUUAUUAGACUAAGCUAUCGUGCUUCCUCAUUUUUUACGUAUAGGUUUCCGGUACCGUAACAAGGUGUAAUGAUUAACAAAAAAUGAAAAUUACAUUAAUAAUGUUCGUUCAAAUUCUGAAGUGAAAUCGGUGUACAUAGGUUAAUUGCAUUUAUUGAACGGGAUGAAAUUUAAACAUUCUUCACUUGGAAUUUGCGUCUCAUAAGACUGAUAUAUCAUAUUUGCCAAGGUUCCAACUGAUGCUUGAAACACAAUAAGUCCGCCCCGUUGUCGAGAGGAACUCAUCUCUUUCCCCUCCAUUCACAAGACUUAAUAAGUAUAUUUUUAUAGUAACACAACUUAGAUAUAAUAAAAAAAACAUGUGCAUAUCUUUGAACGUGUUGAAAAUAUGUUUUUCUUAAUUUCUUAUAAAUAUUUCAAACCGAUACAAAAUAGGCUGAUAUCGAGGGGGGAAAGCGAUGACGUUGUCUUGUCGCCGGGUCAAAUACUACAGUUUUAUUUUUUACUACUAUCACUAUACAGUUCCUGAUAUACAGAUUUUUUACCAAAUAUUUACUCAAUAUUCUAUAUACAAAGGUUUUUUGUUCGUGACCUACUCCUGUAACCGCGUCGCAACCUUUGGAGGCGUCCGGUUAAUCCGGACGCGUUUUUGAGGUUGUUGCAUGGUUAAUUCAAUUUGCUGCGAUAUUAGUAUUUUUUACAAACAGUUUGUACAGUAUACAGAUUAUAUAUAGCAAACAAUAUGUUCACAGAAUAUAUUUUUGAUCUCUAAGGCAGAUCUCCGAUUUUUCAGUAUUUUUAUAUGUACCCCCAUACAAACUAAUAGUGAACUCAGAUAAUAUAAAUUUUUUAUAAGAUUGGAUUUUACAUGAAUAUAUUUAAUGAUAACUGUUGGAACAGACUGAUUUUCUGUUACUGUUACAUUUAAAAACUUUUAACGAUUGUUUCCCGACACGGCCGGGGGGUAUAAAACAACCCAUUUGCACCCCCCGGUCCUUUCUUUGAUUUCUUACGAAUAUUUGGCAAAAUGAUUACGAGAAAAAGCGGUCUAGAUUAAAGAAAAAUUACCGGAUGAAAAAGCCUUUAGAUAAAAAUUUUAAAAAAUUGUACAAAUUAUGUGUUGAUGUAUACAGUUAAGAUUCUCAAUUAAAUUUAAAAAAAAAAUACAGGUAAAUGUAGGUUCGGUGUAUUAUCAGCAAAUUUUACAGUGUGUAAGAUUUGAAUUCAGAUUGUAUAAAAAAAUAAUAAUAAAUUUAGUCAAACUAGGUAUACGGUCAACAUUGUACAAACAAAUUCUCUUUAAGUAUAUUUUGGCUGCAAGUUAAAAACAAAAAAAAAUACCAAACCGCUUUUGUUAGUUUAACUAUACGAUUUAUAGUCCGAUAUUUUUCCAACUUGUUUUUCGUGUAGACUUAGGAUAAAAUUAGUUGCGUAAGUGGGCAAACAGACGAUUUUAGUACAAUUCCUCGCCCAAGCUUCUCGACCUGGUUUAUUAUUAUCCUGCAGGGUAAACGUAAGUUCAAAAAGACUUGCAGUUUCAAAAUUUAAUCAAUAAACAACAAUACAAAGUCUAAGACACAUCACUAGGAAUAAUUAAUUUAAUUUUUUAUAAAUAAAAAAAAUCACGCUGCUUACUAGUAAACAAGAUAAAAAUUCUGACACAUCCUUCGUAUGUAGGCACCCACAAGUACCCCCCAGGUUUUUGCACGAUUUCCAUUCACAUUUUUUAAUGUGCAUGCAAAUCGGACCGAGUAUUAAUACAAAUAGAAUUUUAAAAAUGUGAUAACAGCUACUCAAUCAAUUGGGUAGUAGACGUUUGUUAGGUAUAGUUUUAUAGAGGGGGGCUGUCGACCACGCCGUCCUGUAAAUUUUUUGAAAAUUACCCUAAUAAUCAUUUUUGGUGUGAUCGACAGCUUCGAUUAGGUAGUGAGAUUUACGUUACCACUUUUGAUCUGUCUGUUUCUAUGUAUUUAUUACACUGUUUUCUGUUGUUCUUCUUGUUUUAAGUUUUAUUUACGUGUAAAUUUUUUUAAUUACAUGGUUGUGCACUCGUUAGUAUUAUUUUUUAUGCUUUUAUUUAAUUCGUGCUUUGAAGUUCCUUUUUUUAUUAUAAUUUUGUUAAACUAGAAUUUAUCUAGUGGCUUUGGCCGCGUUCAUCAACAGAUAUUAUAAAAUGGUGCUGGUAUCUAAUUAUUAAGUUGUAAAUAAUACUCACACACACACAGACAUUCCUACAAAAGUAUUAUUAGUUGUAAUUAUUAUUUUGCGGAUAGUAUUAUGUAGAUUUCAGUUCCUUAUUAUUAAAUUUUAGGUGCACAUUUUAGAUAAUAAACUCACGAUUUUUAUUAUUAUUUUAUUUAUUUACACGAGCACAAUAUAGACAAUAUUUAAAA
Aethina tumida (small hive beetle) is the source of this 4755-nucleotide messenger RNA. RefSeq names its product protein jim lovell. Gene Ontology annotation, biological process: regulation of transcription by RNA polymerase II. The record is from RefSeq and is a predicted model, not a curated record. Bases 212 to 1921 code for a protein of 569 amino acids. Gene Ontology annotation, molecular function: protein binding; DNA binding. The transcript has 5 exons. Gene Ontology annotation, cellular component: nucleus. Lineage: Eukaryota; Metazoa; Arthropoda; Insecta; Coleoptera; Nitidulidae.